Xyrauchen texanus (razorback sucker) is the source of this 2069-nucleotide messenger RNA. Its product is annotated as tRNA-dihydrouridine(20) synthase [NAD(P)+]-like. NCBI's taxonomy places the organism in Eukaryota, Metazoa, Chordata, Actinopteri, Cypriniformes, Catostomidae. Gene Ontology annotation, molecular function: tRNA dihydrouridine synthase activity; flavin adenine dinucleotide binding; tRNA binding. The record is from RefSeq and is a predicted model, not a curated record. The coding region runs from base 78 to 1577 and encodes 499 amino acids. Gene Ontology annotation, cellular component: cytoplasm. Gene Ontology annotation, biological process: tRNA dihydrouridine synthesis. The transcript is spliced from 16 exons.
CGGAAGCAUGUGCGGUUCACGCCAUACAGCUGUACAUGUAGGCUGAAGUUUUGCUUGAUACUUCGGUUGGUUGACGGAUGAUCAUGGCAAACAGUGUGGGCAGGUUGUGUUUUCAGAAUAAGACUAUUCUUGCCCCUAUGGUACGGGUGGGCACUCUACCCAUGAGACUGCUGGCACUGGACUAUGGAGCAGAUAUCGUGUACUGUGAGGAGCUGAUCGACCUCAAAAUGGCUCAGUGUGAAAGAGUGGUGAAUGAUGUUUUGGAGACUGUUGAUUUCAUCGCACCAGACGAGCGAGUGAUGUUUCGCACCUGCAGUAAAGAGAAGGAGCACGUGGUCUUUCAAAUGGGAACAGCAGAUCCAGAAAGAGCCCUCACUGUGGCUAAACUUGUGGAAAAUGACGUGGCGGCUGUCGAUGUGAAUAUGGGCUGUCCAAAGGAAUACUCUACAAAGGGAGGAAUGGGGUCUGCGCUUCUCUCUGACCCUGAGAAAAUUGAAUCUAUUCUAAACACUCUUGUGAAUGGGAUUUCCAAACCUGUAACAUGUAAAAUCAGAAUCCUUCCUACACUAGAGGACACAGUGGAUUUAGUGAAGAGAAUUGAGAAAACUGGAGUGGCAGCCAUAGCAGUGCAUGGCAGAAUGAAGGAGGAGAGACAACGUCACCCGCUCCACUGUGAUUAUAUUCAGGCUGUAGUUGAAAGUGUGUCCAUCCCGGUCAUCGCCAACGGUGGCUCUUUGGACUUAGUAAAGACGUUUGAGGACAUAGAAAUCUUCCGGAACUCUACAGGAGCGUCCUCAGUCAUGCUCGCACGGGCCGCCAUGUGGAACCCUUCAAUCUUCUGCCAGCAGGGGGUGCUGUCUAUAGAAAAGGUUAUGGAGGAAUACAUCAAAUAUGCUGUUCGCUAUGACAACAACCCAUUUAACACCAAAUACUGCUUGUGUCAGAUGCUCAGAGACAGAGUUGAGUCUCCAUUCGGAAAACAGUUACACGCAGCUCAGACCAUAGCUGAAAUCUGUAAUGUGUAUAACAUGGCUGACUUUUACAAUAAGACCAAAGUUGAACUGGAGGCUAGAAAAUCUGCUCACCAGUCUAACAGUGAUCAAUCAGAAAACCCAAUACUGGAGGAUGAUGUCAUCACAAUGCCCAUUCGCUUCGAAAGACGGGAUUACCCACCUCAGAUCACUCCAAAGAUGUAUUUGCUGGAAUGGAGCCGAAAGGAAAAGCUUGAUCAACCUGCGUACGAGACAGAGCAGAGAACUCAAGAUCGAGCUUUUCAGUCCACGGUUAUUGUAGCCGAUAACAAGUACCGGUCCACCUUAUGGGAGAAGUCGAAGAAAUUUGCAGAGCAAGCAGCAGCUAUAGUAUGUUUACGCACACUUGGGCUUCCCGAGGGUCGAAUUGGAGAGGAGAACAGCGGAUUGGUGAACAAACGCAAGAGGGAGGACAAAAAAUGUGCGCCGCCAGAUGACAAUGAGUCAGCAGCACCAAAGAGACAUAUAACUGAAGUGCCAGAGGAAGAGGAAGUGAUAUGCAGGGCGAAAGUUGUAAAUGGUGUCUGUGGUCAGACCACACAUUAACCUUGGCCAGAUGUUCACUAUAAGAACUCACUACAAAGAGAUUGGAUUCCAGUGGAGAAUUGCUUGACAGAUAAUAGUACACUUUGUUUGGUUAUAAAGUUGCUCAAUAUUCUGUUGCCUUUUCAGGUGCCAUUGCUCUCUAACAUUGUCUUUUCAAGUGGAAAUGAAUAUUUUCAAUAUGUUGCAUGCCACUAUUUUGUGUGGGUAAGGAAUCCUGUUGUUUUUGUUUUGUUUUUAUAUAUAUAUAUAUAGAAUAUCAAAUUGACCAUUCUUCUCUUUUUAAUUAAUUUGAUAUUCUACCAUUGACCAUAAAGGGGCAGUGCAGCUCCAGUUACUUUAACUUCAGUACUGGGAAGUCAAAACCUACAGUAUAUCACACAAUAUCCAAAAGUUUAUUUAUUUGAAGUAUUCAUUAUUUUAAGGUGUUAUUAUGAAUGGGGCAGUGGCUACUUGACAUAAAUUGUCCAUCUUUUUGAAAUAAAACAUUUAAUG